Molecule: messenger RNA, 660 nt
Organism: Telopea speciosissima
Lineage: Eukaryota; Viridiplantae; Streptophyta; Magnoliopsida; Proteales; Proteaceae
Exons: 1
Coding region: 1-660 (219 amino acids)
Source: RefSeq, a predicted model, not a curated record
AUGCCUGGAGAUGAUUCAUCUUCAACCUCUACGGCAAUACUUGCCACACCCACCGCAGCCAUACCUGCUCAUUCUCCGUAUUUCCUGCAUUCAUCGGAUCAGCCUGGCACUCCUCUCGUCACCCCUGUCCUUGAUGGUAACAAUUUUCCGACUUGGCAUCGUGCUAUAGUCAUGGCGUUGGAGGCCAAGAACAAACUGCAGUUCCUCGAUGGUUCUUUGCCUAAACCCGCCUCUGAUUCUCCUGAUCCCCCACACUGGACUCGCUGCAAUAGCAUGGUGAGGUCUUGGAUUGUUCACUCCAUUGUUCCUAAUAUUGCUCAUAGCAUACUUUGGGUCGACUCGGCUCGUGAUGCCUGGCUCGACCUUCAUGAUCGAUUUUCUCAAAAGAAUGCACCCCGGAUCUUUGAAAUUCGCCGGUCCAUCUCCACUUUGAGUGAAGGUCUUGACUCCAUCUCUAUCUAUUAUACUAAAAUGAAGAGUCUUCGCGAUGCGCUUUCAUCAUACAGGGCCAUGCCCACUUGCACUUGUGGCACUGCCACCACUCUCCAAAGCCAUGUCGAGACUGAUUCCUUAAUGGAUAUUUUGCAAGGACUCCAUGAAUCCUACUCCGUUGUUCGCAGCCAAAUUUUGCUUAUGGAUCCAUUGCCCACCAUUGCCUAG